UGUGGUUCAUAGAUAAAUUGCUGUGGUCGAGUUGGAUAAAUAAUAAAAAUGUUUGAAAUACAUUCGAAUUUUUUGAAUUCAAAGUAUUCCAUUUCUACUAUCUCUCCAAUAAUUUGAACAACUUUAUUAAGAAUUUGCUAUAAUGGGUUAAAUGAAGUAGAAGAUGGAGAAGUCGUGGAAAUAUAUAACCAUUUCGGUUUCGGCUUUCAUAUGCUACUGCAAUACUUUAUGGGGCUCAUUCCUAUUUGAUGACACUGAAGCAAUAGUGAAAAAUAAAGAUGUUUUACCAUCUACCUCAGUCAGCGAAAUAUUCAAAAAUGAUUUCUGGGGUAUGGAUAUAUCGCUCAAUAGUAGUCAUAAGUCUUAUCGUCCUUUAACCAUACUAUCCUAUAGGUUGAAUGUGAUCUAUUCUAAUAAUGUAUUGGAUUCAUUCCAAUUUCAUGCAACAAAUGUAAUUUUAUAUGGGAUUUUAUGUCUAUUGACUAUACCAGUUUUUGAACUUUUUUUAAAAAAAAGGAAACAUGAGUAUAUUAAUGAAAUUGCGUUCAUGUCUAGUCUCUUAUUCACAGUACAUCCUGUUCAUACUGAAUCUGUUGCUGCCAUUGUUGGAAGGGCUGAUAUUUUAGGAUCUAUAUUCUUUUUAGUAGCUGUUUUAUUAUAUCAUGGAUGCUUACAACAAAAAUCAGUAUUGUUAUUGUGUAUAACCUUAAUAAUUACUGCAGCAGCUGUGCUUUGUAAAGAAAAUGCAAUCAUGGCCUUGGGUAUGUGUAUUGCCUAUGACAUUUUUCUACAAAAGAAAAAGUUAAAGACAUGGAUGAACAUGUUGAAUUUAUAUUUUAUCUCAAGAAAUCUCAUUUUAAUCUUAUUUGGAAUAAUAAUUUUAUAUUACCGAUUGAAAAUUAUGAAUUUUGAAGGUCCAAUAUUCACAAGUAUCGAUAAUCCUGCUGCUUUUUCUGGAAAUUUAUUUGUUAAGGUAUUCACAUACAGCUACAUUUAUUUUCUAAAUUUUCUUAUCCUAAUUUGGCCAAAUUGGUUAUGCUUUGAUUGGUCGAUGGGUUGUAUACCAUUAAUUGAGAAUUUUUGUGAUAUUAGAAUUAUUGUUGUCAUUUCCUUCUGGAUCUUUUGGUUAGCAGUCAUUUAUAAAUAUUUUAAGAAGAUUUAUAAAUCAGGUUUAAUAGAUGGUUCUGCCAUGGGUAUUUGUUUAAUGGUUCUCCCAUUUAUACCUGCAUCUAAUUUAUUUUUUACUGUUGGUUUUGUUAUUGCUGAACGCACAUUAUUGCUUCCUAGUGCAGGAUUUUGUUUUCUGAUUGUAAUUGGAUAUUUCAAGUUGAGUCAAACCUUCAAUAGCGAAAAGGUUUUCAAAAAUCUUUUUUAUAUUUUUUGUGUGUUAUUUGCAAGUCGAACAAUAAUGAGAAAUUUUGAGUGGUUGAAAGAAGAAACUUUAUUCUCAUCUGCCCUAGAGGUAUGUCCUUUGAAUGCAAAAGUUCAUUACAACAUAGCUAAAGUAGCAGCUGAUCAGAAUCUCAAAGAGUUAGCUUUCCUUGAAUACAGGAAAGCUUUGGAAUUGAACCCUAACUAUGAACAAGCAAUGAAUAAUUUGGCCAAUCUCCUUAGGGAGGAAAAGAAGUAUAUAGAAGCUGAAAGUUUGCUCAGGAAAUCUCUUGAUGUCAGGCCGAAUUUUGCUGCAGCCUGGAUGAACUUGGGGAUAGUCUUGACAAAUUUAAAUAAUAGCAAAGAAGCUGAAUAUUGCUACAAAACUGCCAUAAAAUAUAGAAGCAGAUAUCCAGAUUGCUAUUAUAAUCUUGGAAACUUAUAUCUAGACCAAAAACGUAAUGAGGAAGCAUUGAAAGCUUGGGAAAUGGCGGUAUAUUAUCGUCCAACACAUGUUGCUGCCUGGAGCAAUACUUUGGUGCUAUUGGAUAGUAUGAAGCGCUACAAGGAUGCUUUAAAUUUGGCUCAAACUGCUCUCAGCCACAACCCAUUGUCACCAGCUUUACAUUUCAGUAUUGCCAACACUUUGGGAAAAGUUCAAGAAUUUGACAGGGCUGAAGCUCAUUUUUUGGAGGCAAUUAAUUUGAACCCGAAAAAUGCACUCUACGUUUCAAACUUAGGUGUGCUGUAUCACCGUUGGGGUAAAUUGGAUAAAGCAAGAAAUAUGUAUCAGAGAGCCCUUAAAAUCAAUCCCAACAUGAAGACUACUCAAUUGAACUUAAAGAAACUUAAUAGGAGAUGAAUGAAAUUAACAUGUUGCAAUAAUUUUGUAUUUAUUGUGGCUAUACAAAUUACAGUAUUCAUUGACAA
Messenger RNA from Coccinella septempunctata (seven-spotted ladybird), 2301 nucleotides. RefSeq names its product protein O-mannosyl-transferase TMTC4 (gene Tmtc4). Gene Ontology annotation, cellular component: endoplasmic reticulum. The transcript has 10 exons. Gene Ontology annotation, molecular function: protein binding; mannosyltransferase activity. The record is from RefSeq and is a predicted model, not a curated record. Bases 164 to 2233 code for a protein of 689 amino acids. Gene Ontology annotation, biological process: endoplasmic reticulum unfolded protein response; protein O-linked glycosylation via mannose. Lineage: Eukaryota; Metazoa; Arthropoda; Insecta; Coleoptera; Coccinellidae.